ACCAAUUUGAGAAGUUGAUGUUGGAUGAAGAUCCCGAGGGCGGUCACAAUACCAACAAGCAUGCUCGUCAUACUAAUGACUCUGUUUGGGAUCGAGUCCCUCUUGUUGUUCGUGGUCCCAUCUUAAGUGACAAGCUUCCUCCUUCCGAUUUCCCUGCUGAGCCCUAUCAAUUAUGGGUAGUUAAUGCCGAUCAGUCCAAGGCUCAGAGUAAUCAGCCUAAGACUCAUAAUGCUCGAAAAAGAGGCUCUGGCACUAGGACUGAGGAAGAGCUAGUGAAGAAGUCAAAGACUGGUGAGGAAGGUGUUGAGAGAUCUUCUGAGAAGGGUGGUGAAGAUCCCGACGAUCGACUCCCCUUAUCUCAAUUCAGGUUGAGCGUAGUGGCAAAGGGUCUAAGGGUGGACGUUGAGGCCGAAGGAUCGGGUGAAGGGGGGGAACAAAGAGAACCCGAGAUCCCUUCCCUUGAAGAAAUCAUCCCUACUUUCCCCAGAAAUGAGGUAGUGGAAAAUGUGGAGAGGAAUGCCCCUAACAAGGGUACGUUCAAUGGUUCUGUCUUCACAUUCUCGGGCGUUGCUUGUGACUCCUUAGGCGCUCUUGCAUCUUCUAGCUUUAGCUCUCAUUCCACUGCGGAUAUGCUAAAGGUUGUCCCCCUGUAUGGUCCUGUCAUGAGAGAUUCUCUCAACACUAUGAAAAAGCUACAUUACGUUGGUCACAUAAUUACUUUACUCCUUCUCUCAUUAGUUAUCUAA
This is a messenger RNA of Papaver somniferum (opium poppy), 746 nucleotides long. RefSeq lists its product as uncharacterized. The record is from RefSeq and is a predicted model, not a curated record. Bases 18 to 746 code for a protein of 242 amino acids. The transcript has 4 exons. Lineage: Eukaryota; Viridiplantae; Streptophyta; Magnoliopsida; Ranunculales; Papaveraceae.